Messenger RNA from Humulus lupulus (European hop), 3010 nucleotides. Its product is annotated as G-type lectin S-receptor-like serine/threonine-protein kinase SD2-5. Lineage: Eukaryota; Viridiplantae; Streptophyta; Magnoliopsida; Rosales; Cannabaceae. Gene Ontology annotation, biological process: protein phosphorylation. Gene Ontology annotation, molecular function: protein serine/threonine kinase activity; ATP binding. The coding region runs from base 301 to 2661 and encodes 786 amino acids. The record is from RefSeq and is a predicted model, not a curated record. The transcript has a single exon.
UUUCUUUUUUUUUUUGCUUAAAGAGUAUCUUGCAUUCUUGUUAAUGCAAAGUACUACUUUUCUCAUUACAGAAUUAUAGGUUUCCCUUAUUGUGUUGUACAAUGUUAUAACCAGACCAGUCAUCAGCAUCUUGUUUGAGACCGUGAUUACCGCACCAUGAAUGUGGACAAACUAACUGGCAUAGACUUAUAGGAACCAUUUGUUCUCUCAAGUCUCAACUCCUGUUUACUGUUGCCCUCCCCCACCAUUCUCUAGGAAUCAUACGAAAAGAAAAUGGCACUGUAAAUUUUUAAGGCAAUCAUGUCCUGCUUAUUUUAUAUUCUCUGGAUUUUGUAUGGUACUGUUUUCUUUGUCAGGUAUUCGGCUGCACAAACAGGAAAUUCUUCAUUUCCCAGAACCAGUUACACAUACCAUCUUGAUUCAGGACUUCCAUCAACAUGGUACAACAACAACUCGGUGAUCAUGGAUGGUGGGAAGAAGAUGAGAGUUAUCCUUGUAAUACAAGGUUACAACCGUAAAAUCGGCUUUUACUGCGGCUUUUACUCUGACGGAAGUAGUAAUUUUUACUCGCUUUCAGUCGUCGCCGUUGCUGUUGCCGUUGCCGAUGGAGUUGGAGAUCAUAAUGUAGUUUGGUCAACCGAUAGAAACUCUUUUGUGAAAGAGAAUGCGUCACUUCAACUGACAAGAGAUGAAGGCUUAGUACUAAGAGAUUCAAAUGGCGACGUGGUAUGGUCAGCCAAUAAAUCUGGUAAGCCUGUGGUGGGAAUGAACCUAACUGAAGCAGGGAAUUUGGUUCUCUUUGGCAAUGAAGGAACUGUACUUUGGCAGUCUUUUGAUCACCCCAGAGACACAUUGUUGAUUGGGCAGAAACUCUACAAGGAUCAAAAACUUGUGCCGAGUUUCUUUUCGACCAAAGGAAGCAACAGUCCCUUCUUUGCCGCAUUAACAACAGCUCCCUAUUUCUCUGCUUUUUUCAAUACUAGUGAUGGUCAAUUUCUAAUGUAUUAUCAGUUGGCGCUGAAUAACAAUUCAAGAAAUCACUCUGUACUGCAGUAUGGAAAAGCUGAACAAAAGGAGUUUGUUGCGAAUAUGGGAACAUAUUCUAAAUCAUCAAAUCUUCUGGAGUCUAUAGUGUUUGUAAAACUAGAUCAAGGCGGACGUUUAAAGACUUAUACUUAUAAUCCAAUGAGUUCGAGCACUCAUAUUGUUGACAUGGUCUCUCAAGAAUGCCAGAAUUCAUCAGCUCCCCACCUUCUUAAAGAGGUAAGAGACAUUACUUACCCCGAUAUAAGCAAUGCAGAUAUUGAAGUUGUGCCCACUAGAACGAUAGACGAUUGCAGAAAAGCUUGUCUUCAAAAUUGUUCGUGCAUUGCAUUUGUCUUCAGGAAUGGCAAAGAUAUUUCAGAAGGAAGUUGUUAUAUGCCAUCAGAGAUCUAUUCUACUGAACACAACAGCACAGGUCAAAGCAAUUCACUUGCAUUUAUCAAGGUACUAAAUACCAAUGGGGAACCAGUGGCUCCUUCAUCCUCUUGGACUGCAAGACAUCGAAAAGAACUUAUAAUAAUCAUAACAGCUUCUACUUCUGGUGGUGUUGCCAUGAUAGUUGUUGUUUUUCUUGUGAUGUCACCAAAGAACCAAAAGGAAGAUGAUGGGGAGGAAAAUCUAAAACAAGCUCUUGGAAUGCCCUCGCGGUUUUCAUUAGAAGAGUUACUGAUUGCAACAGAGAAUUUUAAGGAAACACUUGGCGUUGGAGGCUUCGGAUCGGUUUUCAAAGGGAUUCUAGCAGAAAAUGGGACAAGAAUUGCAGUGAAACACUUAGAUAAAAUGAGUCAAGGGAUGAGGGAGUUUUUAGCUGAAGUUGAGACAAUUGGUAACCUUCACCACUUUAAUCUUGUGAGGUUGGUUGGAUUUUGUGCAGAAAAAUCUUGCAGGCUUCUAGUCUAUGAAUAUAUGAGUAAUGGGUCCCUAAACAAUUGGAUUUUCAACCCAAAUCAGUCACAAUAUCUAGAUUGGCAAACAAGAAUGAAUAUCAUACUUGACAUAGCGAAAGGUCUUGCUUAUCUUCAUGAAGAAUGUCGACAGAAAAUUAUACAUCUUGACAUAAAACCACAUAACAUUCUCUUGGACGAAGAAUUCCAUGCUAAAGUCUCUGAUUUUGGGUUGUCAAAGCUGAUUGAAAGAGAUGAAAGCCAAGUCCUGAUCCCAAUGAGAGGAACUCCGGGGUACCUUGCUCCAGAACUGCAAAAAUCAAUAGUCACUGUAAAAGCAGAUGUGUACAGCUUUGGAAUUGUUGUUCUUGAAAUUGUUAGCAGAAGGAGAAAUGUGGAUAGUUCACGAUCAGAGUCAAGUUUCCAUUUGCUUGAAAUGUUGCAAAAGAAGGCUGAAGAGGAUAAUCUCAUUGAAGUUGUGGAAGACUUAGAUGAAGACAUGCUAAAUAAUAGAGAAGAUGUGAUAAAAAUGAUAAGGAUUGGAGCCUGGUGUUUGCAGAAUGAUCACACGAAAAGGCCUUCGAUGUCUACAGUAGUUAAGGUCUUAGAAGGACUAUUGGAAGUUGACCCUGGUAUCAGCUACAAGUUUUCUCACGCCAUGGCCUUUGCCUCUGAUGCAAAUGACCACAAUACUGUGGCACCACAAGCAUCUUUUCUUUCUGCUCCAAGAUGAAACGCAUAAUUGAUGAGGUAAAACAAUUGUGUUUUACAUUUGUAAUUCUAGAAUCAUUUUUUUGUAUAAGAUUUUAUCUUAACUGAAUCAUCUGAAAUUUAUUGUAUUCGUUUCCAAAUUUAUUUAUUCCUGAUGGGAAAUGUUUUGCUGGAGAUUAUUGUUGGCAUGUCAAGAGAUUUCAUUUCAUGUUACAUAGAGUUAUUGCAUUUUUAGUUUUAUUCUUAAAUGGAGACAGAAACACUUCUAUUCAAAACUGAACUAGAAAUUUGUGAAUAUUUAUUCUUAUUGGUUGGCCAUUGUAUUCGCUCUAUUUAUAUCUUAUAUCUUACAAUCAAUCAAACGUGUGUGU